Molecule: messenger RNA, 3501 nt
Organism: Xyrauchen texanus (razorback sucker)
Lineage: Eukaryota; Metazoa; Chordata; Actinopteri; Cypriniformes; Catostomidae
Product: glucose-6-phosphate exchanger SLC37A1-like
Exons: 20
Coding region: 266-1849 (527 amino acids)
Biological process (GO): glucose-6-phosphate transport; phosphate ion transmembrane transport
Cellular component (GO): endoplasmic reticulum membrane
Molecular function (GO): glucose 6-phosphate:phosphate antiporter activity
Source: RefSeq, a predicted model, not a curated record
AUCGCAUCAGCGUGAAAGAGGAAGUGAACAGACGGUCGUGACAGACGUCGCUGAACCGAGAGUCGCACGGAUAUAAAGUCACAUAACAUGGGACAGAUCGGGUUUGGAUCUUGCCUCUCUUUGAUCACAUCCCAGGCCCCUCUAAGUCAGAGAUGGGUCUUGUGACUUUAAAUCUAUGGCGGGCAUCCUGCCUAACAUCUUUAUGAGAUUUAGUAGGCAGCUUUAUUAAACACGCUGUGUUAAUUCACUUACAAUAUAUACAAACAUGGCAACAGUCCCACCUGGCAUUCGCUUCCUGGCGUCCUAUGAUAAGAACCAGUGGUACAGGGCCUUUACAUUUGCUCUCACUUUCCUGCUCUACACUAGCUUCCAUCUAUCCAGGAAGCCUAUCAGCAUUGUUAAGAGUGAACUGCAUAAGAAUUGCUCUCAUGUUACGGAGCUGUCGACAGAUAGCAGCAGUCAGCAGCCUGGACUUCACUUGGAUCUAGACUGCAGCUGGAAACCUUUCGAUAGAAGUAACUAUAAGCAGUUACUUGGGGCAAUGGAUUACUCUUUCCUGUGUGCUUACGCUAUAGGCAUGUAUCUCAGUGGAAUAAUUGGAGAGCGUUUGCCCAUUCGUCUGUACCUGACUGUGGGCAUGUUGACCAGUGGCUUUUUCACCUGUCUGUUUGGACUGGGAUAUGUCUAUGACAUCCAUAGCCUCGGGUUCUAUAUAUUUGUUCAGGUGGCUAAUGGUUUAGUUCAGACCACUGGUUGGCCUAGUGUCGUGACUUGCAUUGGUAAUUGGUUCGGCAAGGGCAGGAGAGGCCUCAUCAUGGGUCUGUGGAACUCUCACACAUCAGUGGGCAACAUUCUGGGCUCUUUGAUCGCUGGAUAUUACGUGUCCUCUAACUGGGGUCUGUCUUUCAUCGUCCCUGGCAUUAUCAUCGCUGCUAUGGGGGUCAUCUGCUUCUUCUUUCUAAUAGAGCACCCUAAUGAUCUGAAGACUGCCAGCGCCCAGAGCUCAGCUCCAAGUAAUCAGAAAAUGCAUAAAAACUGGAAUGGUUUGAACGGACAUAAAGACCUCUACUUGCAGUACAAGCAAGGAAAUAAAACACAGAGCUGGGAUACAGAGCUUCUCCUGGGGCAGGAGAGCAUUGGCGUGUGUGUACCUGUGCAGCAGGUGGUGGUGGUGAAGAGUGAGGCUGAACCGUCAGCCAUCAGCUUCAUGGGAGCGUUACGCAUUCCUGGAGUGGUUGAGUUCUCUCUUUGUCUGCUCUUUGCCAAGUUGGUCAGUUAUACCUUCCUUUUCUGGCUUCCCCUGUACAUCACUAAAGCAGCUCACCUAGAUGCCAAAGAAGCUGGAGACCUUUCAACACUGUUCGAUGUGGGAGGCAUUGUUGGAGGUGUCCUGGCUGGAGUGAUCUCUGAUAAGAUUGGAAAGAGGGCCACCACUUGUGCUGUGAUGCUUCUACUGGCUGCACCCACACUCUAUGGCUUCUCUGUGAUGAAGCAGUUUGGCUUGGGGCCCACUAUUGGUAUGCUGCUGGUAUGUGGUGGUUUAGUCAAUGGACCUUAUUCUCUUAUUACGACUGCUGUCUCUGCUGAUCUGGGAACACACAAGAGUCUAAAGGGCAAUGCCAGGGCUCUCUCUACAGUUACAGCUAUUAUAGAUGGCACUGGAUCAGUUGGUGCUGCUGUAGGACCUUUGCUGGCAGGGCUUUUGUCAGCACGAGGCUGGAAUCAAGUCUUUUACAUGCUCAUGACUGCAGACUUUUUGGCACUGCUGCUUUUGCUAAGACUUGUGAUGAAGGAGCUUCGCUCUCACAAGAACCGUCCAGGAGUUGCUGUUGAACUGAAGGAACAUUGAGUACUUUGCACUAACAGAGAGAGAAAAAGGGGGAGCACUGGAGCCAAUUAUUUAAGUUAAUCUUUUGCCAAUUCAGAUAUCUGACCACUUCCUACCCUGGACCACAACUUGAGGUUUGGACCAAAACUUGACUGAAACCUGUGUUUAGUCUACAAACUUCUGUUUUAAAAGACGUUAUUUCCUUUUUCAGCACAACAUCUUGCAAGCUCUAAUUGCAUUUGUCCUUUGAACAUUGUAGCCAAACAAAUGAACAUGAAUUGUAGAUCAAGCCUAAAUAUAUCUCCAGUUAAUGGCAAACUUGCACAACCAGAAGGUAGCCUCCUCUUUGCUUUUAUCAAGGGAAAUCUUAAAUAAAUACAGUGUAAUUUCUACUCCUAGACCUAGAACCCCUCCCAGGCAUAUAGUACCUUAUUCACGAAACACAAGCAAAUCCAUUCUUAUGUAAACGUUUGAAUUGAGUUGCAUGCAACAAAUAACGCAAGGAUGGUUAUACGAAUGAUUUAUGUACAUAGAAAAUCGUUCUGCUCGUGUUUCAUGAAUAAGGCCCAUAGAAUGUAUAUAGUUGGUUUAUUUGUUUUGUAUAUGUGCUAAAUCUAUGAUAAAUUACUAUAUUAUUCUGCCUUUCAAUGAACCAAAACCAAUCCUAUUUGUUGUACCUUAUAUUUGGACCAGUUCCUGUGUCUUAGAUAUGUCGUACAGUUUGGUGACAUUAAAUGUCCUUAUCCUGUAUUUGCAUGUAGGAGAUCCAUAAGGGGAUUCAGACAUGUAAUUGUUCACUUUAUUUUCUUAUUUAAUUCUAUAUUUAUUUAUUUUUGUAAUUGGAGUCUUUCUUUGCUGGCCUGUGACUUGAAUAAUGUGAAAGUUUUUUUGAAUCCUCAUAAAGGAAGGUUAGCAAUAGAUUUUUAUCUGAACAUUCAAGUACAUGGUUACUGAUUACUACAGUAUACCUUCAGCGCUCGGCUGAUACACUUAUUUUGUAUAUUCACAUUCAGAGUUUGUUUUAUGUUAAUAAAGGAGGAUACAGUAUUAGUUUACUUUUAAUAGUUUCACUCAUUCUCAGCUUGGUUGUUAGCCUCAAAACAUGUUCACAUCAAACUCAAUUUGUGUGAUAUUACAAAUCUGUGUGAAUAAACCAAAAGAGCCUCUUGACCAUAAUUUUAGGACUUGCACCUGCCUGCUACAUUCAUGAAUAUAUAAGGUGUAUAUUUGAAUGUUCAGAUUACUGUAGGACUUUGUUGCUCUGCAGUGCUAGAGAUACAGGACCUCUUGCAUAAUCAUAUGUUUAGCACGUGUGCAUUUAUCCAUAAAGGACACUGCACUCUAGAUAAUUGAAUGUAUCUGUAUAAUUUAUGGGUAGCACCUUGGUGUAAUGAGAAAAAAAUACAUUGUGCCUUUUUUCUAUUUACUUUCUUGUAUAUGGAUGUCUUUUAAGUGUUCAUUUUUAAUUUACUAUCAACUGCUUUACAAAAUAUCAUGUAACAAAUAGAGUUUUGGGAAUUAUCUGUAUAUUGUGUUGCUGUGUGUUUAAAGAGAACAUUCUAAAUAAAACAAACAAAUAGCAAUACAUCUUUUUUGUGUGAAUUAAAAAAUAUAGAUAAAAUAUGAUGCUCUAUGUACCACUAGAAGUAGUGAAAAUAAGAGUAAAAUGUUGG